Molecule: messenger RNA, 1743 nt
Organism: Diutina rugosa
Lineage: Eukaryota; Fungi; Ascomycota; Pichiomycetes; Serinales; Debaryomycetaceae
Product: MFS transporter
Exons: 1
Coding region: 1-1743 (580 amino acids)
Biological process (GO): transmembrane transport
Molecular function (GO): transmembrane transporter activity
Source: RefSeq, a predicted model, not a curated record
AUGAGCUCGACCGACACCGCGUCCGUGGACAACGUGAGCAUCCACCUGGAGAAGGGGUACGCCGAUGAGAAGGCGGGGUACCCGCAUGGUAGCGCCGCGCACCUUACCAAGCUGAGGGCGCUGGUCUACUCUAAAGACGCCACCGAUGCUGAGUUAUUACACAAUAAUCCGGGUGUUGACCGAGUAAUUUCGCAAUUGGAGGAGGACGCCGGCCAGUUGGGCCCGUUGGAAAACCCUUACGACGUCCACAAGGUCGAAACCCACCCGGACCCGAACUCGGACUUCAACGAGCACGACCCCUGGAAGUACCCCAUCGACGCCGAAACGGGGUUGAGAAUUGUCGACUGGGUCGAGAACGAUCCGGAGAACCCGAAAAACACCUCCAACGCCAAGCGGUGGCUCUACACGAUGGUGUUGGGGCUUACGUGUUUCGUCGUCGCCCUUGGUUCCGCCAUCGUCACCGGUGAUUUAGAGCGCCCCGCCGCCUACUUUGGCGUAUCCGAAGAAGUGAUCAUCUUGGCGUCGGUGACGAUGUUUGUCCUUGGUUUCGGCUUUGGCCCCUUGGUUUUCGCCCCCAUCUCUGAGGAAGUGGGCAGAAAACCCGUGUAUGUCGCGACUUUGGGGGUGGCCCUCGUGUUUAUUGUCCCCUGUGGGGUUGCGAAAAACAUCGGCACCAUGAUCAUUUGUCGUCUUCUCGAUGGGCUUGCGUUCUCGGCUCCCAUGUGUCUUAUUGGCGGGUCGUUGGCCGACGUGUGGGACGGCCCCCAGAGAGGAGUGGCCAUGGCCAUCUUCUCCGCCGCCCCGUUUUUGGGUCCCGUGUGCGGUCCCAUCUUUGGUGGUUUGCUUGCCGACCACGCCCCCACCUGGAGAUGGAUCUACUGGACGUUUUUGAUCGUCGCCGGCUUCGCCUAUAUCAUCUUGGUGUUGGUGGUCCCCGAGACCCACUCGCCGACAUUGCUCAAACGCCGCGCCAAAAAGCUUAGAGUGGCCACGGGAGACAACAGAUACAAGACCUACGCCGAAUUGAAGCCCCUUUCGUUUAAGGAGACCGCCAAGGUGUCGCUUUUGCGCCCGUUCUUGCUCCUCUUCGAGUUGAUCGUGUUCUUGAUGACGAUGUACAUGCUGGUCCUCUACGGGUUGCUCUACAUGUUCUUCUUUGCCUACCCCUUGGUGUACAUGGAAGGCAAGGGCUGGAGUGCGUCGAAGACGGGGAUCAUGUUUAUCCCUAUUGGCGUGGGUGUGAUCAUCGCCACCGCCAUCGCCCCCAUCUUCAACGCCCAGUACAACCGCAAGGCCCAGGUGUACCGUGACAAAGGGGAAUUGCCUCCCCCCGAGCUCCGGUUGAUCCCCAUGAUGUACUCGUGCUUUUUUGUGCCCGUCGGGUUGUUCCCAUUCGCGUGGCUGUCGUACCCGCACGUGCUGUGGGCGGGGCCGUGUUUCUCGGGGUUGGCGUGUGGCUUUGGCUUCUGUGGGUUGUACAACCCGGCCAACAACUACAUCGUCGACUCGUACCAGCACUACGCGGCGUCGGCGUUGGCGGCGAAGACGUUCGUGCGGCUGGUGUGGGGGGCGUGUGUCCCCUUGUUCACCAUCCAGAUGUACCACAGGUUGGGGUACGAGUGGGCGACGUCGUUGAUGGGGUUCAUCUCCCUCGCGUGCUGCCUCAUCCCCUUCUUGUUCUUCAUCUACGGGGCCAAGAUCAGAAAGUUCUCCAAGUACGCCUACUCCCCGGAAAUGCAUUAG